Messenger RNA from Eubalaena glacialis (North Atlantic right whale), 3463 nucleotides. RefSeq names its product FYN proto-oncogene, Src family tyrosine kinase (gene FYN). The coding region runs from base 587 to 2200 and encodes 537 amino acids. The record is from RefSeq and is a predicted model, not a curated record. Gene Ontology annotation, biological process: cell surface receptor protein tyrosine kinase signaling pathway; cell differentiation; innate immune response. NCBI's taxonomy places the organism in Eukaryota, Metazoa, Chordata, Mammalia, Artiodactyla, Balaenidae. Gene Ontology annotation, cellular component: extrinsic component of cytoplasmic side of plasma membrane. Gene Ontology annotation, molecular function: ATP binding; non-membrane spanning protein tyrosine kinase activity; signaling receptor binding. The transcript is spliced from 14 exons.
GCUGGAGGGGCUGGAGCAUCAACGCGAGUAGCUGCGAGCAGCCGCGGCAGCGGCUGCGCGUAGUUGCAGUUGCGCCAUCUGUCAGGAGCGGAGCCGGCGGGGAGGGGGCUGCCGCGGGAGAGGAGGAGGGGUCGCCGCGAGCCGAAGGCCGUCGAGACCCGACCGCCGACCGGCCGCGGGAGCUGAGGAGAGGCUGCACUCGGAGCCGCGCGUCCACCGCCGUCCGAGCGCGCGGCGCUUCAAGCCGAGCACCGAGGGCUCCCCGGGCUCACACAAAGCCGCCGCCCGCGCCUGGGAGGGAUCCGGCCGCCGGGCCGGGGACACCCGGCGCCGCCCCCUGGGCACUCUCAGAAGGCCCACCGGCUCCCGGGCCCGCAGAGGAACCACCGGAGCCGCUUCGGCCGCGCCGGAGGAGGGCGGGGAGAGGACCAUGUGAAUGGGCUCCGGAGCCUGAGCGCAGCGCAGUUUUUUGAAGAAGCAGGAUGCUGAUCUAGACGUGGAAAAAGACCAGUCCAGCAGCUGUAUUAGAAGACAUGUGGUAUAUAUAAAGUUUGUGAUCGUUGGGGGAAAUUUUGGAAUUUAGAUAAUGGGCUGUGUGCAAUGUAAGGAUAAAGAAGCAACAAAACUGACGGAGGAGAGGGAUGGCAGCCUGAACCAGAGCUCGGGGUACCGCUAUGGCACAGACCCCACUCCUCAGCACUACCCCAGCUUCGGCGUGACCUCCAUCCCAAACUACAACAACUUCCACGCAGCUGGGGGCCAAGGACUCACCGUCUUUGGGGGUGUGAACUCUUCGUCUCAUACUGGGACCUUGCGUACGAGAGGAGGAACAGGAGUGACCCUGUUUGUGGCCCUUUACGAUUAUGAAGCACGGACGGAAGAUGACCUGAGUUUUCACAAAGGAGAAAAAUUUCAAAUAUUGAACAGCUCGGAAGGAGAUUGGUGGGAAGCGCGCUCCUUGACAACUGGAGAGACUGGUUACAUUCCCAGCAAUUAUGUGGCUCCAGUUGACUCCAUCCAGGCAGAAGAGUGGUACUUUGGAAAACUUGGCCGAAAAGAUGCUGAGCGACAGCUUUUGUCCUUUGGAAACCCAAGAGGUACCUUUCUUAUCCGUGAGAGUGAAACCACCAAAGGUGCCUAUUCACUUUCUAUCCGUGACUGGGAUGAUAUGAAAGGAGACCAUGUCAAACAUUAUAAAAUUCGCAAACUUGACAACGGUGGAUACUAUAUUACCACCCGGGCCCAGUUUGAAACACUUCAGCAGCUUGUACAACAUUACUCAGAGAGAGCCGCAGGCCUCUGCUGCCGCCUAGUAGUUCCCUGUCACAAAGGGAUGCCAAGGCUUACCGAUCUAUCUGUCAAAACCAAAGAUGUCUGGGAAAUCCCUCGAGAAUCCCUGCAGUUGAUCAAGAGACUGGGAAAUGGGCAGUUUGGGGAAGUAUGGAUGGGUACCUGGAAUGGAAACACAAAAGUAGCCAUAAAGACUCUUAAACCCGGCACAAUGUCCCCUGAAUCGUUCCUUGAGGAGGCACAGAUCAUGAAGAAGUUGAAGCAUGACAAACUGGUCCAGCUCUAUGCGGUGGUGUCCGAGGAGCCCAUCUACAUUGUCACCGAGUAUAUGAAUAAAGGAAGUUUACUCGAUUUCUUAAAAGAUGGAGAAGGAAGAGCUCUGAAGUUACCAAACCUUGUGGACAUGGCAGCACAGGUUGCUGCGGGAAUGGCGUAUAUCGAGCGCAUGAAUUAUAUCCACAGAGACCUGCGGUCAGCAAACAUUCUCGUGGGGAAUGGACUAAUUUGCAAGAUCGCCGACUUCGGAUUGGCCAGGUUGAUCGAGGACAAUGAGUACACAGCAAGACAAGGUGCAAAGUUCCCCAUUAAGUGGACAGCCCCCGAAGCAGCCCUGUACGGGAGGUUCACGAUCAAGUCUGACGUGUGGUCUUUUGGAAUCUUACUUACAGAGCUGGUCACCAAAGGAAGAGUUCCGUACCCAGGCAUGAACAACCGGGAGGUGCUGGAGCAGGUGGAACGCGGCUACAGGAUGCCCUGCCCGCAGGACUGCCCCAUCUCCCUCCAUGAGCUCAUGAUCCACUGCUGGAAAAAGGACCCCGAAGAGCGGCCCACCUUCGAGUACUUGCAGGGCUUCCUGGAAGACUACUUCACCGCGACAGAGCCCCAGUAUCAGCCUGGUGAAAACCUGUGAGACCUGGGUCUGCCAAGAGAGGCCUGGUCCAAGAGGCUUCCCUGCCCCCUCCCCAUUAGCUUUCAAUUCCGUAGCCAGCUGCUCCGAGCAGAGCAGCGAGAACUGUCCAGGAUCAGAUUGCAUGUGACUCUGAAGCUGACGAACUUCCAUGGCCCUCAUUAAUGACACUUGUCCCCAAAUCCGAACCUCCUCUGUGAAGCAUACGAGACAGAACCUUGUUAUUUCUCAGACUUUGGAAAAUGCGUUGUAUCGAUGUUAUGUAACAGGCCAAACCUCUGUUCAGUGUAAAUAGUUAUUCCAGUGCCAACGAUCCUAGUGCUUUCCUUUUUUUAAAAUGCAAAUCCUAUGUGAUUUUAACUCUGUCUUCACCUGAUUCAACUAAAAAAAAAAGUAUUAUUUUCCAAAAGUGGCCUCUUUGUCUAAAACAAUAAAAUUUUUUUUCAUGUUUUAACAAAAACCAACCAGGACAGGUGUUUGUUUUUUUUCUUUUUUAUAAAUAUGAAUAUAUAUAAUAUAUACAUCCCUGUACAUACACCAUGUGGGUGCUAACGUGGAGACCGUGGCCGACGUGGGCCACAGAGCUUCGGGACCCAGAGUGAGGAUUUAACUGGAAAAUCAACAUAAAAGCACUGGUGUUAUUCUGAAAACCAGUGGCCUCGUUCUUUGGCUUUUGCAAAACAUGAUUUGAUUUUUUUUUUUUUUUUUUAAUUUGGAUUGCACUUUUUUGGUUCAUGACUGUGCCUGUAGAUGGCUGUUACUUUGACUCUUUUCAGCAGCCCCCCGAGCUGAAUUCACAAGUUCUGUUUCCAGUAUUUGCUUCGACUUACUACGAUUUGUUCUUGAAACUUAAAAGUGAGCCUCUUUAAAGCAAGCAAGUGGCCAAUACUACCAGGGGAACUAGAAGAUGGAUACCACACAAACUUCUUGUAUAAAACAUGAAUGCUGAAAUGUUUCCAACUUUUUUAAUUUAAUAAACCUUGUAACCACAUUUAGAUGGUCUGAAACCCAUAGCACUGUAGUCGUGGCAACCUGCUAAACUUUCUCAUUCAACUAACCCUUACGGGAAGGUGAGGGUGGGAGGUCAUACAUUUCCCAUUGUAAAAUAAGUGUUUGAAUGUCCUGUACUGCUAAUGAAAUGACUUUCUCUAUGUCCAAGGGUCCUCCAGUGAAAUAACUAUGCACUACUUUACAUCUCAUGGGAAUGCCCAAAAAAAAAGUAUUACAUUUUUAGUCGCUGUUUGUACCAACCUUGAAUUACGUAUG